This is a messenger RNA of Peromyscus californicus insignis, 13634 nucleotides long. RefSeq lists its product as uncharacterized. The transcript has 3 exons. NCBI's taxonomy places the organism in Eukaryota, Metazoa, Chordata, Mammalia, Rodentia, Cricetidae. The record is from RefSeq and is a predicted model, not a curated record. The coding region runs from base 5831 to 6739 and encodes 302 amino acids.
AUGGCAGUAUCCUGAUCACCAACCAAGCAGUUUAAGGGGGGUUUGGCAGUGCCUUUGAGUAGUGCUUUCCCCAACUAGGCAAUGCAAGACUCCGUGUUUCCCAAGAACAUGGACCUAUCUGCCUGAGUGUCCCUGCUAUCCUUGGUCCUAGGAAGGUAGCUGAUGUGGGAAGGGAGCCUUGGGAUGAAGGCUGAGGAUUUUGUUGAAUAGCUGGGGCCUAUAUCACUUUCAAUCCCUGUCACAGGAUGACUGCAAUGUACAUCCUCAUGGCUGCUACUUCCAGCCAUGAGCAGCAUUAGGAAACAAGGGGUUCUGUCUGCAUGUCCUUCAUGCCUUACCACAUCUCUUUUCUUUUCUUAGGUAGUUCUCUCCACCCCCUCUCUCCUUACACAUGCUCAUAGAGAGGUUUAAGCACUUUUUACUUCCUUUAAAGUAUUUGAAAAUAUUUUAGUUAUGUUUUGUUUUAGAGGGGGGAGGGUAUGUAAUAUUGUAAUGGUUAACACUGAUUUUCGACUUGACAGGAUCUUUGGCAGGGACACAAACUUUGGCAAGUCUCUGUGAGGGACUUUUAGACUGGAUUAAGGUGUGAAGACCUACCCUAAAUUUGGGAGCAAUGUUCUAUGGGCUGGGGUCUGGACUGAGAAGAAAGACAAAGGAGUGCCAGCCAUUCAAGGCAGUGACAUCUUUUGUGAGAAGAUCCAUAGAGAAGGCCUCCAGUGAUGCGGGCCCAAGACAAGGCAGAGGAGCAUCUGUGAUUGGAGCUCCACCAUCUGCUAUCGUUCCAGUUCCCCAGCAUUUAUUACAGAGUGGUGAUCCGCGCCCCGCCCCCAUGAGGGUUGACCAAACCCUUCACAGGAGAUACCCAAGACAAUGAGAAGACACAGUGUUCUGUGGUAUCUGCUGAACUCUUCUAGAAUCUCAUGAAGUUAUUUGCUGUAGAUUGACUACACAUCUUCAAAUUCAGGCUCAGUUUUCACCCCAAGCAAGAACUGCUUCAUUUGUGGUAACUGAUGGUGUUUGCCUGUCCUUUAUUGUUGUCCAGGGAAAAGUAAGUUGUUUGUUUAUAAUGUGUUCAAGGUUUCUCAAAAAAAUGUGUUUAUUUUGAUUUUAUGUGUAUGAGUGUUUUGCCUGCAUGCAUAUCUGUGCACCUUAUAUGUGCAGUGCCCAUGAAGGCCAAAAGAGGGGGUCAGAGCUCCUGGAACUUCAGUUGCUUAGGGAUGUGAGGUGCCAUAUGGGAACUGAACUUGGGUCCUCUGCAAAGAAACCUGGUACUUUUAACCACUGAGCCAUUUAUUCAGCCCUCAAAGCUUUCUUAAUAUUUUUUAGUAGAGAAAUUAAGCAAAAAGCGUUUCUUAAUUUUUACUAAUAGAGCAGUGUAUUACUGCCUGCUGGAAAUCUAAACUUCAUGGCCCUUCGUGAACUUAAUAGCAAGAGACACCCUAAGCACCACCUCUUCAGUUACUGUGUGCAAAUCUUCACGCAGGUUUGUUUUGGCCGCUCUUUACCCAGAAUACCAUUCUAUCAUUUUGCUUUUAUCUGUGGCUCAAGGUUAUUUUGGCAUUUUCUUCUAUUUUCAACAAAUGCAGCAUAUUGCUAUCACUAAGCUUAUAGACUAAGCUUUUGUUUGGGAAAAUGAUCUGACUUUUCAAUUGCGUGAGAUUCAGUGCCACUAAUAUACUUUAAAAUAACAUUUUAAAAUUGCCUUUUCUCCCUACUUAGACAUUUAGUUGCUUUUCCAACAUACAAUUUUUAUGGAUGAGAUUUCCAUUUAACAUCACAAUUUAGAUUAAAUUACUUUCUUAAAGUCACAUUGCCCCCACAGUCUACUUAGUUUCCUAAUUCCCAUACGUUCCACGGUUGCCGGAGAAACUUCGUCUCUGUAAUGUGACUGAAGAGGCAGCCUUCAUUCACAACACAGCACAAUCUGCUAAAGCAGUAAAUAUUACCCAUUUCUAUUAUUAGAGCUGAAAUGGAAUUUUCUCGUGCUGCAUUUUCAAGAUGGGACGUAAUUAGACAGCAAGCAUGGAAAAGUCAGCAACAGUGGAAGUCAAGUCAGAAAUGGUAGCUGUGAACGAUUGUCAUCAGUAAUAGUAAAGCUGGUGCAGUCUGCUUAGCCCGGCUCCUGACUGGCUCCCACAGAGCCCCAGGCCAUCUCAUUCUCUGUUUGAAUUAUAGGGUGCCAUGUGAGCUUGCAGGCAGUGGGGUAAGAAAGUGUGAAGCAAGGGUUUCAGUUCUAUAUUGGUUUUCUGGCUGAAGGAGAAAGGGGGAUUCUUGAUUGAUGUUUCAAUUCUCCUCAGCCUCCUGCAGACACACCUUUCCAGAUCUGAGAGCUAGCUGAAUGGCUCUUCAUGUUGUCAAGAGGGGCUUCUGCCUUCUUUCUUGGCUUAAAUUAAAAUUGUAAAAACAAAAACGAAAUAUAUUAUGGGUGUUCAUAUGACUCUCAUUGUUGCAAAAGUGCUAUUGGAAUUAAUAUCAUGUGUAAUUCUUGGCAGAAAUAUGAGAGAGAGAGAGAGAGAGAGAGAGAGAGAGAGAGAGAGAGAGAGAGAGAGAGAGAGAGAGAGAGGUGUUUUGUAUGUUUGUGUGUGGUAAGUGUAUGGUGUGUGUGUGAUAUGUAUGUAUGUAUGUGAAUGUGUGUGGGAACAUGUGGGUGUCUGUGUCAUGUGUGGUGUGAGUACACUUACAAAAGUGGUUGGUGAAAGAACUGGCUAACUAAAGAAAGAAACCUCAAAUAAGAUUUUUUUAAAACUGUAUAUGUUUUUUGUUUGUUUGGGUAGAAAAUGUUGUCUUAGCUGUAAAGCUAAGAGUCAGAUUAAUUUUCACUAUCUGUUUGUACAAGGACACACUUUCCAUCUUCAACAGUGCUGCUAAUGUGGUUACCCAGUUAAUACCUUUACAGAGGGCACGUGUGGAAUUAAACUCACUUUUCCCCAUUCAAGUUGUGCAUAAUCACCGACGCUUCACAGCCUGGCUCUUCUCAUCGCUUAGGCAGCUUUCCACUCUCUUCUAUUCAUAGUAGGUCACAGCUUGCUGAGGUUUUCAGAAAAAACUAACAGGGCAGCACGGUUUGCUCUGUUUUAAUGAAUACUGGGUAAACUGAUGGUUUCCCUGAAGUGUCCUGUCUUGCACCCAGUGGAAAGCAUCCCUUUGUGUUGUGGUCUUUUGAUUUAAAGGGAUACUAACCUCUUGUCUUUAUUGCAAGUCACAUGUGGGUUGUGCAAGGGACAGGAGGGAGAUCAGAGAGAUGUCGAGGGAAUGCUAAACCUCUCUGGAGUCCAUUCCCUCAUGUGUAACAUUGUAAGGGGUUCAUUCCCUCAUUUUUAUGAUUUAUGCAUGUUGGGAAGCCUAUGAGAUCUAGACAAGAAACACUAGUGGGAUGAUUCUGUAUGUUUUCUACUGGCCAGUGGAUCUAAGCAAACCGUUUUGAGAUCACAUCUCUUAGACAGAUGGGAAAUGAUUCUGUGAGAAGGGGAAUGACUGAAUGCAGGAUUUCCUUGUUUGUAAGAUACCUACAGUAUACCAGCUAAAAAAAGACGGCUUUAGCUGACAUGCCAGUAACUUUCAAGUGACCUCUUUCCCUUUGUUAACUGAUUGUGAUUCAUGCACAGGCUUGACCUUUGGAGCAGCUGUCAGUAAAAGAGACCUGACAACAUCUUCCCAGAUCUUGUGCUUAAAGGUACAUACCCUUACUCUGCUCCAGAGCUCAGGGUAAACCAGCUCUGAGCACUUUAUGUCUGAUUGUAGGCUCUCACUUCGAAAAGUAUUCGCUGACAUCUGGGAAUGCUUACAUUGCUUCUUUGUAAAUGAUACUGUACUCUGAGCCUUCAGUAUGCAAAAACAUUUCAGAAAUGUCCAUUUAUGUGCCCAGCAUAAAGGCAGCCCAAAGCUGCAGUCAUGAAUGUAACUGGUGUGUGAUAGCUAACUGAGAUUCACCGACGUCGUACCGGGUAUCACACAUGAUAUGGUGUUAUCUUUUAUAGAUGUUCCUCACUUGGCGUCUUGUACACAAUUUUGUAAAGGAGGCAACUAGGCUGUUCAUUUUGCAGAUGAUGUAACUGAGGCUCAAAGCAAUGAAAUGGCUUCUUCAACUUCAGCGUAGCUAGGCAUUAUUGAGAGGAGAACUCAAAUCUUUCACCUUUACGAUAAAGCUUUGUUUUUACUGGUGCUGUAUAGUUGUAUCGAACUGGGUCACUUUAUUUAUUUAUUUUGGCUUUUCGAGAAAGGGUUUCUCUGGGUAACAGCCCUAGCUGUUCUGGAACUCGAUUUGUAGACCAGGCUGACUUGGAACUCACAGAGAUCCUUCUGCCUCUGCCUCCCAAGAGCUGGGAUUAAAGGCGUGCGCCACCACACCGGGCUGACUGAGUCAUUUUUAAUUUGCUCAGGUAGCAAAUCCCACCUUCAUCCAUAUACAACCUUUGUCUUUGUGGCACUGUGGCGGGACAGCAAGGUCAAAGAUGCUUUCUUUACAUGAGCACGUUUGGAAAGGAGAAUGCUCCUGCCCCAUUGUUGCCCUCCAAUGGAGAGCUGGCAGAUGCUGGCAGGGAAUUGGCAAGCAGCGACUUACACGGGCAGCUUGUUAUUUCCUAAUUGUAAGGAGAUCUUUCAAAGUGUAACUCAACCUCUUUCUUCCCAUUGAAAAUAAAAGUGCCUCUCAGCCCACACACAAGCAGACUAUUUCCCCAACAGGACCUUUAAUCUGGAGGUGCUUGAGAAAUGAAUGGAGAUCAAAAGUGUUUUUGUAGACCACUUUACCCUCUGGGAGACAUUUGAGCAUGUUACAAAUAAGCAUCAUUUCAAAGAACUAAUCACACAAGUUGGAUUUUACACAUGUUCAAGUAUUGGAACAAAUAUCAUGCUAUUUUGUGCUAUUGCAUUCUUUUAGAGAUCCAAACGAAUCAUGUUUUCCUGUGUUCUAACCCAUGCUGCUAGUACACUGGAAGGCUUCUGUAGUGCAGAACACCUGAAUGUUACCAGAAAGAGCUUUACCGUGUAACACAUUUGUAUGGUGCAGGAUGCUCCCAGCAAAGGUAUCUGUGUCCUUGCAGAUAAGGAAGCUCCCAUUUAGAUAAACUGAAGGAAAAACAAGCCUGACAAUGGAUGGAGCCUUUAAAAAAAUCAACGAUCUGAUUUUCAAAUAGCAUUCUAAAGCUGCUGUGGGAACAGCUGUCAUUCUGUCAAACUGAGGUGGCCUACUUUGCUUUUCACCAUCUUAAAUGACAAGGGCCAAGCGUGCAUUCUAGAGUCUUUGUUGAUAAAACUUUGAUGAAGGUAAGGUGGUGGGAGGCACCCCUCAACUUCCUUUUGGUACACCCACCCCCACCCCUGCUGCUAGGUAUAUGUGUAUUCAACUUCCGGUGGGGGUACACUGGUACAUUGUCAGUCCUCCUGGCUGCUAGCCCCAGGACACUGGUUGAGCAUCACCCCUACCAUCUCUGCUCCCACAUGUUCUAGAGCAUUCCUUUCAUCUAGGCCUUCAUUAGUGCUGACUAGACCACAUUCUCCCAAGGUGACUGAGGUUAAUGUGGUAAACUAAUGACUGAGAUGGGGUGAACAAAACAAUAGCAUUAAACAUUUAAAAGAGGCCUGCUUAACUGGGAGAGGUCCUCAGAGGGAGCAUGUUCAGACAAGAUGACAAGACCAGGGCAGAGAUAGUUUCGUCAGAUGGGGAUUUGAGGCUGUGUGCCCCCUAGUUCCAGCCUUUCUCUCAGUCAGGAUUUCUACUGUUCAUGGCAGGUUCUCAGCAGCUUUCACAGGACUUUUGACAUGAAUGCUUUGACCCAAGAACGUUUCCCCCGAUCCUUGACAAGCCCUCAUUCCCUUUGUCAGAAGGGGCAUGCUGACAGACAGACAGCUUAGAGAACCUCUUCAGCAGUUGGGAAGGAAACAUCAAAUCUGUAGAAAAUGGACAUUUCCCAAAGGCCCCAAAUCCAGGGCCUCAGUUCUGCUCUACCUGCUCAUUCAAAGAAUCACAAUGAGUAGCACCCAGAGACCUGCACACAGAGGGCCAGAGACCUGCACACAGAGGGCUAGAGACCUGCACACAGAGGGCCAGAGACCUGCACACAGAGGGGCCAGAGACCUGCACACAGAGGGCCAGAGACCUGCACACAGAGGGCCCAGAUGCACACAGAGGGCCCAGAGACCUGCACACAGAGGGCCCAGAGACCUGCACACAGAGGGACCAGAUGCACACAGAGGGCCAGAGACCUGCACACAGAGGGCCCAGAUGCACACAGAGGGCCCAGAUGCACACAGAGGGCCCAGAGACCUGCACACAGAGGGCCCAGAUGCACACAGAGGGCCAGAGACCUGCACACAGAGGGCCAGAGACCUGCACACAGAGGGCCAGAGACCUGCACACAGAGGGCCCAGAUGCACACAGAGGGUCAGAGACCUGCACACAGAGGGCCCAGAGACCUGCACACAGAGGGCCAGGGACCUGCACACAGAGGGCUCAGAGACCUGCACACAGAGGACCAGAGACCUGCACACAGAGGGCCCAGAUGCACACAGAGGGCCAGGGACCUGCACACAGAGGGCCCAGAUGCACACAGAGGGCCAGGGACCUGCACACAGAGGGCCAGAGACCUGCACACAGAGGGUCCAGAGACCUGCACACAGAGGGCCCAGAGACCUGCACACAGAGGGCCAGAGAUCUGCACACAGAGGGCCAGAGACCUGCACACAGAGAGCUCAGAGACCUGCACACAGAGGACCAGAGACCUGCACACAGAGGCCCUAGGACACUGGAUUCCAGCCUGGGUUCCUGAACAAGGUGGGUUUAAUUCAGCCAGUCAGACUGGUGUGUAAGGCUUCACUCUCCUGUGUUAAGCAAGAACCAUGCAAGUGUUCUGGUGCAGGGCUCCAAGCCUAAAUCCCAGUCCUCUGCUCGCCCUGAAAUAGGAGAAAAGAGGGCUGCUGUGUCAAGCGGAGGCUGCAGCGGUGCUUUGGGGCCCUGGAGCAGUGUGAAAGCAGCCUUGGCUCUAGGCUGGCCCAGCUAUCUGUGUUAAUAUAUUCAACGUCCCUCCCUGUUCUUUAGAUAAAGAUGACGAGGGUGACAUCUGCUCCAAAGCUGCUUCACUGAGUGGCGAUUCUGAUGACUUAAUGCCUUUUCAGACUUCUGCCACCACUGUUCGCUGGUCUUUGGUUUUGACUUUAAAGGAACUGAAUGGAAUCUCUAAGCCCUCCUCAUGCCUGAUUUUUUUUUUUUUUAUUCUGAAAAAAUAAUUCAGAACUCGUCAAGGACAAGUGCUGUCAUCUCAGAAACAAACAAACAACAACAACAACAACAAAAACAACCCUCGAUUAUAUUAUAAAGCAAAAUGUUUUUUAUGUCUUCAAUUGUUGAAAGUAGCUGUGCGGAAACAUGACGUCUGAGAUGAGGGACAGUUUAUAAACGAGCGCAAAGGACAGACUGCUGGGACAACGUGGUUUGUUGUUGGGAUAGCCAGGGACUCUAGAAAAGUGAAAGGGGCCAGGAAAAGCUGAUCAGAUUUUGAUGGCAGCCUCUGUGCAAACAUCCGGAUGAGAUCAAGCCAAUUACUAUGUACGGCUUAUGCCUGCACCUCCUCACCCCCAGCCUCCAAAUUCUGUGGAGAUUUAAAUCUUUCAUCCAGAACAAAGAUUUGUAGGGUAAUGACCUGAUUUAGCUGUAAAGAAGAAAUAAAUCUGGCAGCUGGGACCAGAAGACAUAAUAAUCUCCAAAGUUCACACUAGCCUUUGUUUCCCUCUUUCAUUAUUUUUUUUUAAUGCAGCAAAAGCAAAAAAAAAAAAAAAGUGAGAGGAACGCUGUUUGUAUUUCAACUCAAAUUAUAUUGCUUGAGAGAAGAGGGCAGGGGAGAAGGACUGGAGGUGCUAGACAGAGUUGAAAGAAAGACUCUUCAUCGAGAGACAGAAAGGAAGGAGAGAGAGAGAGAGAGAGAGAGAGAGAGAGAGAGAGAGAGAGAGAGAGAGAGAGAGAGAGCACGCGCUGAGCUGGCUGCCCCACGGUCUGCCUUGGUGUGGGACCGUGCAGGAAGGAGAUGGGUAGACUGAACAGAAGGGGCACCUGGGGCAUCUGAAGAUGGCUUCUGAUCUCCCAGGCGUAACUCAUCCCAACAAUUCACAACGUGGUUUUGGACACCAAGUAGAUAAUUAUUCUGCUUUUCAGUUUCAGGUUUGAUUCCCCGGCACAUCCUGACCUCAAGUGAAGAUACACCUGACUGUGUAGUCCAGCAAAGGGAGGGAUCUAAUCCAAAUUCUCUGAAGCAGCCUGAAGUCUGGAUAUGUGACCUCUUCAAUUAGGUGUUUUUGUGUUUCAUCAUGGAUGGAGAGCUUUGGGCUCAUUUUUCCCAUCUGCCUUUGUUCAGUGUGAAAACACAUUAUAAAAUAUGAUCAUCAGAGUGUGGUUCUAACAGUCCUAACUGAUUGCUGUUCUUUAACAGAAAAAUAAUAUGGGUAAAAAAAAGCCCCUCAACUUUGAAAGUGAAAUAAGUAUAGUCUGCUGCAAAAAAAAUGUUGAUUUAAUGGUCACACAUAAUCCUGUAAAAUUAGUCCUGAAACAGACACUAAUUUUAAAUAAUGGUGCUACUAUUAACAUAUAUCUCUGCUCAGCUGUGUGACAAACAGACUGGAGUCCCCGACAGGGAACUGAAAGGCCCAUGUGUCUUUGCCAGUCUGAAGCUGCCGCCUGGGUUAGUGACAGUUUGAGUACUGACGGCUAUGGGAUUGGAUUCCUAAGCAAAUGCUCUCAGCUCCCAACGAACUAAGCGAUAAAAAUCGCCUGUCUGUGUUUUUUGUUACUUCCUUUGGAUCUCACUGAGCCAAGAGUCAGCUCCACCACGAGCGAAUGGGUUGAGCGUUGUCAGGGAGCUGUGUUAAUGGACAAAGGCCUACUUUAAAGGUCAUAAAGUAUUUCUCUUACAUGGGGACAGAUAGCAGUUUGGAAUUUCCUUGGCUCUGCUUUGCCGUGUGCUGUCACGGUGCCGGGUUUGUCAGAGACAGCCUCUCUUGGCUCCUUGGACUAAAUGAAAGGCAAAGAAUGGAACUUGCUGCUAUGUUAGGGUCUUAUAGAUGAGUUGUGACGUUUUCUCCAAAUGUCCUUUAACAUUAGAAUCUAGCUACUAGUUCUAACUGUUAUUCAAGGUGAGCUGGGAGAUUGAACCCAGUGAAACCAGCAGUUUUCUUUCCAGUUUUUUUUUUUUUUGGUGUGUGUGUGUGUGUGUGUGUGUGUGUGUGUGUGUGUGUGUGUGUGCGCGCGCUCGCGCGCAUGCUUGUUGUGUGUGUGUUAGUCUUGGGACUGAACUAGGGUGCCCUGCAAGGGAAGCAAGCACUCUCCCUCCGAGCUAUAGUCCCAAGCCCAAACAGGUUUUGUUGCUGUUGGGUUAGUGUUUUUGUUUUUGAAUUGAUAGCUUUAUUAGGGACUUGUGUGACAAAAUAGGAAAACACACUCCUGGGCUAACGUAUGUCCACAGACAUGUGGGCAGCAGCGAAAAUGCACACUAUUAGGAUUUUAAAACCACAUCGAUGAACUGUGGAAGGAGAAAACAGAAAAACAAAGUCAGGUGAAGACAAGUCAUUCUACUACCUUUCCACAGAAAACAAUCCAUGCGAAGAUCAGGUAGGAGCCGAUGGCUGGGAUCCAUUUCCAUCAGGAAGCAUGAUCUGGGUCUGCAUCUAAUUCUAUCCUGUUGUUCUGCUGUUCCACAGCACAGCCUGCUGUCUGCUGAGCCUCCUUCUGGUGUGGAGACACAGUCAGCAGGCAGCCUAUAUUUUAAGGCCUUGCUUAUUUUCUCACCUCUACCACGGGCAGAAGCAAGGGUGGUUUGAAGGUAUGGCUGUGUGAGAUUCCACAUACUCCACAGCGGGCUGAGGCUGUGGAGUCCACCGUUAUGAGACACCUGGGGCCAUUUAGCAUAGGGGCAAACAGGAUGCAUAUCAAAUGCUCAUGGGGUUCCUAGUAUAUUAAAGCUUAGCACAAGGAUGUGUUAUUCUUAUAACGCUAACAUAGGAAUCAUGGGAAUGUUAAAUGUUUAGCAAACCUUUGGGUUCCUGAAGAAGCAAAUGUAGCCUAGAGGAAUUUCCUGUUUUCUAAUGACAGUGGAUAAAUUUCUUGACCUUUCCUACUGUUACUACACACACACACACACACACACACACACACACACACACACACACACACACACAUUUAUUUAAGACAGCACCAAAGUAAAUGUCAGUGUGGCUCUGUGUAGUCACACAGUUUGAAGUAGUUAGGACUAAAUCCGUAGGUAGAUGAAGGUAUGAUUUUGAAAGCAAAAAUACAUGGCGUUAGACAUCUUCAUUGCUUCCUGAUUGAAUCUACUUCCAUCUUUACACAACACAUAGCUUCUAAGAAUUGAAGGCCUGCACAGGAAACAAGAGGAAAACAAUAAUCCUGUGUAUUGUACAGUGGGCAGGAGCUUGUGUUUCCAAUUUAAGAAGUAGGAAAAGGUGGGUUUUUCUUAGCUGGUUAUAAAUGAUUUCCAACUUGGGUCACCUUUGAAAGAGAAAUUUUACUACAGAAUCUCAUUUGAAAACAAGGAUUAUAAGCAACACAGAAAGAAAUCAAAACGCCCAAACCUAAGCAACUUCCUACCGUGUGUUUUAAAGACAAUGUUUCCUAUGAUAUGCCCUUAAAGUAACUCCUCACGGCCAGGAAAACAACCAGUCAAACACAUUGGUAAAUAGUGCCUGGUGCAAGUGCCAGUGACUGGUCAUGGUCAGAGCCUCAAGGAGUUCCUAGGUACUCUGGUGCUAUCUAUGCAAAUACAGUUUGCCAGAUUAAAACAGAAUGUGCUGGUGACAUGGGUCAAGGGAUAUGGGAUAUACGUCCAAACACAAGGGGCCUCUUUGGUGCCGCUGCAGAGAGAAAACACUUUUUCCUGUCUUCGUCAUGAACUUAUCUUGACCAAAUUACCAAAAGAACAUCAAAUCUCAGCUCAGUCACAGCCAAGGAAAUCAAAGGGCAUGGUUUCCCCACAUUGGGCUGUUGGCUUCGUCCACAACCACAACACAGAUCGUAGGUUUAUGAAUAAAAGCCUCUGUUUUGCUCUGAACCAAAAACAUCUUGGAAUUGUGUGCUGGAUCAGAAAUGUAAGCCGUGUCCAUCCAUCCACUUUUGGUCCAGUUGGAUCUUUGCUAAUGAGUGUUCUUGGGGCAACGAGUGAUCUUUCUUUCUGGUCUAUGCUAAAUGUAUCUUCAAAGCCGUAGGUUGUGAAAAUCCGCUGGAAAGGAGCACAGAGUGGCCACGCUGUUUGAUUGCUGCAUGUUCUCCUCGGGAACCAGUUCUUUAUGAGUAGUCAACAAACACUGAAUAAUUAGGGAUGUGGCUGUGGAGGCGCAGCCAGAGGCUAAGUGGCAUUUUCAAGGUUUUAAAUGCAUGAGGAGGGAAUCUGGAAUUGAAAUUCUGAGUGCUCAGCUCCUUCCCGCCACUCUGUUUCCUUAAUCACGAAAAGCCAGUGGUUCUUGACUGACCCCUAACCUAUAUGCUCCAUCAGGCAACAUUUGGAAGCCCCCAGGCAAUGACCUGCUUUUCGAUGGGAGAGCGUAUUUACUUCCAGCUGGAACGCAUCAAGAAAAACAUUUCUCUGAUAGCCUCUUUCUUGCCAAAAGACUGGAAAAUAACUUAUCAGAGAGCUGAACAUCUCAGGAGCCACAACAGCUGCACUGAAUAGAAAGCCCGCAGAACGACCGGACACUGUGAAACUGGAUUGACGGACGGAAACCGUCGCAGUCUUAAUUUCAGGCCCCGCUUUGAUCUUUCUAACAGAGGUCAUCAGAGGGGAACGUGAAUGCUGACAUGAUCGGGCUGACUUAGCUUGUCUGCUCAUGGGUAAAUUGUCUUUGUAGUCUUUGUGUAUGUGGUACUUGAGGUCACAGUUAAAUUAAUAAUAGGGGCUUGUGGCUGAACGUUAUUUUUAGAAUCUCUUUAUAGUUCACAUUGCAAGAUUCUUAAUUAGGCCAUGUAACCUAUUGGGGAGAUAAACCCAGUUAAAAAUAUAUGUGUAUAUUUAUGAAAUGAUGCUAUUCUAUAAAAGUUAAAGGGUGCUAGAUUCAAAUAAUGCAGUAUUUGCAAUAUGCAUUCCCAUCACACCACGGAAUAGUUUGUAAUAUAAUGAUUCGAGUAACUUAGAAAUGGCAAUAUUUGCCAAAUACAUGAAUUUAAUAGUUAUUGUUUGUGCACAGUGAUAGUUGUCCUUCAGCAGGCUGGCAAUAGCAUUAAUGGAAAAUUUCCUUUGUACUAGAGAUUUAAAAAAUGUACAGCGUUUUUAAAUGAAGAGAGAAGAAUCCAAUCCUUUAGUGUUUCUGCUUCUUUAUAAAUUCAUUCUUAGGACAGGAGGAUGACAAAGUGGGUAAGAGCCCUCAUCAGUAAGUACAAACACACUAAGCAAGGUUGGAAGGAAUGCUGUUUAAUACUCACUUGCCUGAAAGGUGGGUGGGAGGAGGAGGUAGAGAAACGAUAUGGAUGGACAUGAGCCUGUGUGUAGUUUGAGUCUUAAAAGUGCAUGGAUACUGGGUGCGGGCACUUGGUUAUUAACUUGUUUUAAUAAAGCAUGCAGUGUAGAGUUUUAGCAGCAUUUUCACUGAAGAGAGAAUUUCUAUUUUCUGUCUAUCAUCCGUCUAUCAUCCAUUUAUCUAUCUAUCUAUCUAUCUAUCUAUCUAUCUAUCUAUCAUCUGUCAAUCUAUCUCUUAUAGAAAUAUCUUACAAUUUAAAAGACUAGCAGCAGGUAGCUAAACUAGUUUUUCAACACUCUGCACAAACAGGGGAUCUUGUGAAAGAAAUGUGAAGCCAUGCUUGGUAACUCUAAAUAAUUAUAUUUAUUUUACCAGUGGUGACUAGAGCAUGGCCUGGAAAUUGAAGCUUUCUUUUUUUUUCCUUUACUAGAUUUAGUGAUAAUUUAUUGUACUGAAUGUUAGAGAAGUCCAGACAGAUGGACAUGCUAGAUCUGGCAGUCUUUCCAGUCCUUAAAAGCUAAAAGACAUCUCAGAGACACCACAACAGUGUUAAAAUCCCUAUACCAGCAACAACACACAUGUACCCCGUAGAAUGGCAUUUUUUAUAUUCUUGAGUUAGUACCUUAUUUUGGUGUCUGCGUCUGAAUACGGAGGCUUCCCAAUGUCUGUGAAGCACAGAGGAGCGAUUCUAGAUUAUGAAAUGAAAUUUUUGCCUUUAUACUUUAACUCCACCCCAAACCUAUAUUCAGCGCUUUCUGAAACCCUGGCAGUGAGGUCUACAGAAUGCAUAUUAAACUGCACCUAAUGUCAAUUAUUUUUCUUUUGAAUAUACUCCAAGCAGUUUAGAUUCUUAUAGUUGCUUUUGUUUUAUUUACUUAAUGCAUUUAAUCAGUUGGUAGGAAGUACACGUGCUCUUGUGGUCUCAUCAAAAAUAUUCCUUUGUUUCCCCACCACUUUUUUAUUCCUACUAAUUUUUUUUAUAUCCCAACCAAAGUUUCCCUUCUCUCCCCUCUUCCUAGUUCCUCUCCCCACCCCCACUGCUCCAUCCACUCCUCCUCCACUGUUUCUCUUGAUAACCAUGGUGGACAUCCCAUGGUUAUCAGCCAGCCCCAGCACAUCAAGCUGCAGUGAGACUAGGCACCUCCUCUUCCGUUAGGGCUGGAUGAGGCCAUCUGGUAGGAGAA